AUGGCUGGAACCUCCCAGGUCUCCAACCGCCAGAUACGUGGCCAAAUACCCCGCGUCCAGCACCAGCCACGCCAGCAGCUUCAAUCCCUCCGUCUGUCUGUCUAUACGCCUUCCGGAGCCAUGGCACCUGCAGGCGACGUCUGCUCAACGUGCCGGAGCGUUCUCUGUCCCGAACCGGGUGUGUGUUCUGAGCGUGAUCCAGGGUCGGUUUAUUUCACGCCAGCCGGUCAAACACUGCGCGCUUUUCGGCAGGCAAGCCAACAAGGCUGCGCUGUCUGCUCGACUAUAUGGAACUUAACCGAGAGACACCGACACGCGUGGUCGAAUGCCUCACGAGAGACCUGGGAACCGUUGCGGUAUCGCGUUGCCAAAUAUCAGGGCGAGGAGAGUGUUGUGCGACUGAAUGUUCUCUAUAAAGACCCGUUAAAGAGCGAGGUAGACGAGCUGAGGUUUCGCCUCAUUCCUGUCGAUGACAAGCAGUAUGGCCCAUAUUUCACGCCGUCCGACUUCAAGCUGAGCACCUCUUCUGCAAGCACGUUAAUGACAGCAAACGGAUGGUUCCAGCAUUGCUAUUCUACCCAUACGCUAUGCCGCCGGAUAGCUGCCUUCGGUCUGAAUCAGAUCCCUACGCGUCUGAUUGAUGUUGGCUGUGAUGGCGAUACAGACUGGUUUCUCCGCGUCGUUGACGAGGAGGCCCUUUCGCCAGCAUCCUUGUCGUAUAUGACUCUCAGCUACCGCUGGGGAUCCAACCCGAAGCUCAUCCUUCUGUCCUCAAACCUGGCUCGAUUCCGCCAAGGUGCGCCAAUCUGCGAGCUGCCACCGUUGUUCCGGGAUUUCGCCACGGUAGCUCGAGCAUUUCACAUCCGAUAUGUCUGGAUUGAUUCCCUAUGCAUCAUACAAGACUCCGUCGAAGAUUGGGAAGCUGAAGCGUCGAAAAUGAGAUACGUGUAUGCUAACUCGGCGUGCAACAUCGCGGCCUUGGCGUCCAAUAGCCCGGAAGAGAGCAUAUUCCACCGCAGGGAAAUCGAGAGCAUACGGCCUCGCAUGGUCCGAAGCUCGUUGUUUGCAGAUAGGCCGUCCCUUCACUACAUCUUCGAAAAGGGCUACUGGGACCGGCAGCUUUCCGAUGGCCCUCUACACAACCGAGGAUGGUUCUUUCAAGAACGAUUCUUAGCCCCCCGCGUCCUCUAUUUCGGAAAGGAUCAAAUCCUAUGGGAGUGCUUCAGCGAGCAUAAAUGCGAGUGCUUCCCUCAUGGCAUUCCGGCCCAUUGGUCGGACAAGAAAAUGGACUCGCUGUUCAACUACAUGUCCACGGACGGCUCUCACUCUCGGCCACGGAUGCCUCUCCACGUGUUUAAUCUGUGGAACGAUAUUGUUAAGCAAUACUCUCGAUGCGAUUUGACAAAGGCUUCGGACAAAAUGUUCGCUAUAGCCGGCGUCGCGAAGCUCUUCCACGACAUCACUGGCGACGAAUACGUCGCGGGCUGGUGGAAAUCACGUCUGCUUGAAUCGUUGGACUGGCGUGUCUUCGAGCCGCGGGCACGCAUAAGUGCAGACUAUCGAGCCCCGUCCUGGUCCUGGGCUUCGGUAGAUGGCCCGGUCAGACUAACCGGUCUAUCGCCUUCCACAGAAUUUCUCGUCAGGCUCGUGGAUGUCCAUAUAACCACGCGGGGGCCAGAUGCGAUGGUCAAUAUGUUGGACGGGUACAUCAAACUAAGAGGCGCCAUUUUUGUGGCAAUCUGCCACUACCUUGAACAUGGGAACCGCGUCCUAGUGAACGGUAAUGUCCAGUUUGCUGUGUGGCUUUACCCCGAUUCUUUGGACAUUGACUUCCCGGAAGGCAAAAAGGUUGCCUGCAUCCCAUUCAAAAAAGACUACUCACGGGGCUUGGAUGGCGAGUUGGAGCCUCACGUCCUCUGCUUCCUGGCCGAGGAGACCGGUAUACGACAUGGAUCUGAUGUUCUGUAUCGACGUCUCGGGGUUUUCCUCCUUUAUACCCAGGAAGAUGUCGAUUAUGUCUGCACCAUACGCGACACCACAACCAUUAUCCUCAUAUAA
Monascus purpureus is the source of this 2058-nucleotide messenger RNA. NCBI's taxonomy places the organism in Eukaryota, Fungi, Ascomycota, Eurotiomycetes, Eurotiales, Aspergillaceae. The record is from the annotation of a GenBank genome assembly.